CCUCCCUCCUGCUGCAGCCAGCAGGUCACUCCCUCAGUCAGUACUGUCAGCAGCUCUCUGCAGCGCGCCUCACAACUUACAGCCACGCACUGAACUAACUAACUUACUCCCAUUCCUACCAACUUUUUCCCAGGAUUUGUUUUACUUUUUAAGUGUUUUUUUAGUAGUGUUUAAAGUCUUGUGGCUCUUCACCGGGAGGAUUUACGGUUUCCGUCGUUUCAAAGCAGCAGCAGCAGCAAUGUCCAGCUGAGGAGUGGAGGAGAUCCUGAAAACCGCAGGGCCUGUUUUUGUAAUGAUUAAUCAAUGCUUCCACAAUGGCGAAUAAGGUACAAGUUUUAUAUGACUUCACUGCUGAGGCUGGAAACAACGAGUUGACGGUGAAAGAAGGCGAGACGCUUACGAUCACCAAUCAGAGUAUCGGAGGCGGCUGGAUUGAAGCACAGAACUCCAGAGGGGAGGUUGGACUGGUGCCAGAAGACUACAUUGAUUUGAGUAAGGCGUUACCGUCGUUCCCAGGAGUAGGAACUGCAGCAUCUACUCCAAGUGCAGGAAAUGUUGCACCUCCAGACCUGUCCAUCUUUGAUUCCUACGCUCCCACAGCAGCACCUGCUCAAACCCAGGUGGAUGCUGGGGGCUUAAGUCCCCAGCCGGACACCCCCGACACCCCCGUUUCCCCCUACCUUUCGUCCCCUGAUGAGGCUAGCAACGGUAAUGAUCCCUGGUCGGUGUGGAACGCGGACCCGUCGGGGGGCUCCAGCAAUAACUGGGCGUCCAAUCCAGAGGGCACCCAGACUGGGAAGAGUCCCCCUGACCCUUGGAGCGCCGCAUCACAGGGCCACCCUCAGGCGUACCAGGGCCCAGACAUCUACCCGUAUCCUUACCUUAUCGAUUACACAGGAGCGGAGGACGAUGAGUGGGAUGAUGAGUGGGACGACAUAAAGUCCACUGGAGGUGAAGAAUCUGGAGAAAGCGGAGCGAUGCAGAGAGGAGGAGCUCAUGCGUCCUCAAUGAAAAUCUCCCUCAACAACAGGUUUCCUGGGUUCUCCAAGUCCGGUCCAGAGCUCUACCUCCUAUCCAAGCAGGUCGCUAAGGGCAAAGAGAAGCUGACAAUCUAUCUUGGAGAAGUUGGUCCGGUGUGGUCUUACCCAGAAACUCAGCUGGACUGUGUGGUGGCUGAUCCCAAGAAAGGCUCAAAGUUGUACGGCCUCAAGAGCUACAUCGAGUACCAAAUCACACCCAAUACCACAAACCGCCCAGUCAAUCACAGAUACAAGCACUUUGAUUGGCUGUACGAGAGGCUUCUAGACAAAUUUGGGUCAGCCAUCCCCAUCCCCUCUUUACCAGACAAGCAGGUGACGGGGCGAUUUGAGGAAGAGUUUAUUAAGAUGCGUAUGGAGCGGUUGCAGGGCUGGAUGAUCAGGAUGUGCAGGCACCCGGUUGUGUCCAACAGUGAAGUAUUCCAGAUUUUCCUCACCUACAAGGAUGAGAAGGACUGGAAGACGGGGAAGAGAAAAGCAGAGAAAGACGAGACGGUGGGAGUGAUGGUCUUCUCCACGAUAGAGUCUGAAGGUGCCGACCUGGAUCCUGCGGAAGUGGAGCAGAAAUGUGAGCAGUUCAGCAGGUUCACCAAAGCCAUGGACGACGGGGUGAAGGAAAUCCUCACAGUGGGCAACGAGCACUGGAAGAGAUGUACAGGCCCUUUGCCAAAAGAGUACCAGAGAAUCGGCAAAGCCUUCCAAAACCUCUCUUCGGUCUUCACCAGCAGCGGAUACCAAGGCGAGUCGACCCUGACUGACGCCAUGACGGCAGCGGGCAAAACAUAUGAGGAGAUAGCUCAGAUGGUGGCAGAGCAGCCCAAGAAAGACCUCCACUUUGUCAUGGAGACCAACAAUGAAUAUAAGGGUCUUCUUGGAUGCUUCCCGGACACCAUCGGAGUCCACAAGGCAGCGAUAGACAAGGUGAAGGAGGCCGACAAGCUGGUGGCCACCAGUAAAAUUACCCCUCAGGACAAAGUCACCAUGGCUAAACGAGUCAGCACCAUGUCGUACGCGUUACAAGCUGAGAUGAACCACUUCCAUAGCAACCGUAUCUAUGACUACAACAGGGUCAUGCAGUUGUACUUGGAGGAGCAAGUCAAGUUUUACGAGACGAUUGCUGCGAAGCUGAGACAAGCACACAGCCAGUUCACUACAAUGUGAAAGCCUUCAGUCUCGCACUACAAGACAAGAAGAGUCAAAGCAGCUCAACAUCCAAAAUUAUUCUUGCUUUCACCGCAUUCUUUUCCCUCCCUUUAAUUUAACUUUCACAUCUUUCUCUCUUGCUCUCACCUCAUCUCUUCCUUUACUGCUCAUCAUGCCGACAGCCCAAGCUCAAAGUGUUACUUUCGCCCCGCCGUUUUCACAAGUUUAUGAACAGUUUAUGAGCAUGUGCAGCAGCUGAAAAGGCUUUGACACUUUUUUUUUUUAGGGCCAGCAACGAUAGCAGAACAAGACACUUAUUACACACCCUUUCCUCCGUCCGAGGAAGUAAUCACCAUGAAUUGCUACAUAGCAUUAUAAUGUGAUGUAAGUUCUGUACAGCUAUAGGUGUCAACAUGCUUGUGCUCACAUUAUGUCUACUUAUUUUAAAGCAAUACUCUGCAGUUUUUUCCUUGUUUAGAAAUGGUAAAGGAAAGGGUUUACACGUGUGACGUACUGACACCGAAAAACCAAUGUCGUCCUCCUUUCAAUAGGAACAUUUCUGAAUGCAGCAUUGGCAACAAAUCAGAGCUUUACUGGCUUUUUCUCAGCCGAUAUUUGAAUUUUUUUUUGCCUCUUAUAAGUGCCUUAAACAUUUGAGAGUCCUAACAUCUUCGGUAAAAGCAGUAGAACUGUCUUUGUACAAAUCCGAGUCUUGGAAGAGUCGUCAAAGGCCGAGUGUGUCCUCCUCUUUACGUCCACUGCUGGCAGUCCCUACUAGCCCCCCUUUCAUCCUGCACUUCCUCAAAGAGCUAACAGGAAGCUCCACCUCCUUCCUGUCUUGCCCCUUUGAGGAAAACAGAAAUGGUUGCCCCCCGAGCCUGCAUACCAUAACGCUGCAGUUUACAUUUCAUGAGAGACGACAAAAUGUGGGAUGCAUAAAGUUGGUGUUUUUAAGCGUUGGAAAUUAAAGCCAAAGGUCUGAAUUAAUACCUCCCUCCUCCUCCUCGUCCUCCUCCUCCUCCUCCUCUCUCCCAGUUCUCCUGAUGAAUAUUUGUCCUUUUGUUUUGACCAGAUUACGGUGUUUUAUAUGAAGGUGUAACAGCAAUGUGAGCUGUACUAUAAGAAGAGUUUGGGACGGAGCCAUGGAUUAUGUCACGUAUGCAGUUUUGUUUUUCACCACCCUGUUUUCAAUCAGCCUCUAAUCUUGUUCACUCUUUGUUUUCUUAUCACUUGACACAUGACAAAUAUACAUAUAUAUAAAUAUAUAUUCUAUCUGACCUAUCAGGUGCUUCUUGUCAUUGAGAUACUAUUUUAUGUAUAGGAGUAUUUGCAAUACAGUGUAACUCAAAGAGCAGCAGAAAUUCAGUUUGAUUUAUUAAACAAUGAUUUGUACUCAU
Molecule: messenger RNA, 3577 nt
Organism: Sebastes umbrosus (honeycomb rockfish)
Lineage: Eukaryota; Metazoa; Chordata; Actinopteri; Perciformes; Sebastidae
Gene: snx9b
Product: sorting nexin 9b
Exons: 20
Coding region: 315-2198 (627 amino acids)
Biological process (GO): intracellular protein transport; endosomal transport; endocytosis
Cellular component (GO): plasma membrane; cytoplasmic vesicle
Molecular function (GO): phosphatidylinositol binding; protein binding
Source: RefSeq, a predicted model, not a curated record